Molecule: messenger RNA, 3640 nt
Organism: Manacus vitellinus (golden-collared manakin)
Lineage: Eukaryota; Metazoa; Chordata; Aves; Passeriformes; Pipridae
Gene: CUNH18orf63
Product: chromosome unknown C18orf63 homolog
Exons: 13
Coding region: 33-2297 (754 amino acids)
Source: RefSeq, a predicted model, not a curated record
AGGCGCUGCCUUGGGGCAAUCAACUAUAUACCAUGAAUAAAACCAGGCACCAGUCUCUCUUCUUUGUCAGUCUACCAGAGCUGCAAAAACUCUGUGCUGCUACAGUAACACUGAGUUCUCAGAUACCGGAAGCUGAGACAAGGAGUACACAGAUAAAAACUUGCAGACAGUUAUUAUUCCUGUAUCAAGAGAUCCUUUCUGCACCUGUUAUUGGAACACUGAAUCAAAUUUCAGUUGUAAUGGCGAUACCGUUUUACAACUCAGGAAUAUGUCAAGCCUAUGUAGAGAGACAAGGAGCUACUCUGGAAGGACCGCAAACAGUUACUCCAGCCAUCCUUCAAACCUGUCUCUCCUAUACGCUUACAGCCAGACUUGCACCCAACUGGAACAAGGCUGGCCAUCUCUUGGUGCAAGGAAAAGACUUUCUAUCUCAUUCAGGAAGGCAAAAUGCUGUUGUUGUAGACCUCAAUGUGUCAGAGAGACAGCUCUGCAUCAGUGUGGAGGCUUGCUCUAUUCGUUUGCCACCCCCUGAGCUGGGAGAUUUCGAUAUUUCAGAAAACACUGUAAAGCAGUUUGACAGCAAUGAAAAUGCAGUUAUUCACCAACAUUCCAUAUUAAGUAACUGGUGCUAUGUUUUGCCAAGCAUGAAAAUGGGUCAGAUCAUAAACAUCACCCAUAUAAUUCCACCAGAAUCUCCUUUCCGUUCAUAUAAAGAAUUUCAGGUGCACUGGAAGAGUUUGUAUGGUUAUAUUCUUCCUGAGGAUCUUGAAGAGACAAAAAUAUACUUGAGUGUUUACUUCAAACCAAUAGGGGAAAGGUUCUUCACGUAUCCUUUAAGUUGCGUUCGUAGCCAGCCAGUGCAGUAUUUCCCUAGAACAGAUGCAGAAAGUGUAGUGAACUCUUUUGUUUCUGACAUGAAGAGCAAUCUUUCACAACUGUGUGGAUUCCCAGUGAAGAUGACAAGUAAAGCACUUUAUGGUACACAAGAACUCUCCAGGGCUCUGGAAAUAAAAUCUAAGCAUAUGAAAUUGGAUGGUGAGAUGGUUUGUGUAGUAUCUCUAACGCAGGCUCCUCCAAGGAAUCCGACUUUGCCUAGACUUCCUUCCCCGUGCAGUACGGAAACCAGCCACUGGAUGGAGCGUUUGCUCAAAGAGCCAGGAACACGCAGUUUUUCGAGUAGCAGCGAAGGCGCAGGAGAGGUUAGCACUGAAGCAACAGAGAAAUCAAUGAAUAAUAAGCAAAUACCAGGAGUACCGGAGUUACCAGUUGCGAAAUCUUUAGGAAUACCCGUAAACUUAGCCUUUGAAUUCCCUCCCCCAAAAGUCAGCAAAAUUAUACCAAUUUUCAAAGGAAAGUUGAUGCAAAUGAACGGGAAGGCCACAAAUCAAAUGGAUAGGAAGAAAAGGGAAAAUACUGAAAGACCAAUACAAGUUAUGGGUGUUUCAUCUUCUGUGCUGUCUGUGCACAAGUCCAGCAUAACUCAGGUUUUCAAACAAGAUCAAAAUUUGCCAGUCAAAAAUCCUACUGACAGCAGCAUAUUUCAGGUAAUGAAAACAAAAACACGCACAAAACAUGGUACACCCAUAUUUCAAUGGAAAACAGAGUCUGGUGGACAAAUUACUAACUCUGAUUUUUCUGAAAACUCAACUUCAGGUGGGAAUUCAAGUGAAGUCAACCACAAAAAGACAAAUUCUUCUUUCUUUCUUAAGAAUGUUGAGCCAGUGCUUCAGAAAUCCAACACCAAUCUGAGUCUGAAUGCAUAUGAAUCUCCUAUUUCCAGUGCAAGAAGGGGAAAAAAGUUUGCAAGUCAAAAUACCCUGCAAGUUCUUCAGGAACAACUCCAGUCAGAGGAAGUGCACUCGCAGAUUUGUAAAUUAGACAAUGAAAUUACAAAUUCCGGUUUAUCACUGCAACAAACAAAGAGAUCAAAUAAAGGCAUGGGGUUAAAUAUUCAUGAAUCUGUCUUCAAAGGUAUAGUUUGCAUUGCCAGAAGUGAAGAAAAUAAAGCAUCAUGCCAUUCUAAGGACUAUAUCGCUAAGACAACCAGUCAUCAUUCCAAAUCUAAUUUUGAACAGAUGAUUACAGGGAACAAGUAUCUGACAUGUGAAACACUGACCUCAGAACUGACUUCAUCAGUCAAGGAGAACAAUAUGGAAGAAUCUGUAAAGAAAGGUUGUGCCAGAAGAAGACAGGUUUCCAAGAGGGCAUACUUGAGGAUCUUCAAGCUUUGUGUAUUUAGCUCUGUUUGUCAUUGGUACCUGUUUCUUCAUGAAAAACUGAGUGUUAAAUACAGUUAAGUGAAUCCUUGUAUCAGCAACGUCUCCAGACAGUUCAGGUUAAUAAGAUUCUAAUGAACUUAAAAAAUUAGCUAAAUUGUUUAGUUUUUGAAUCACAUUAUAUCUGUCCUAGUACCUGCUUACACAGUUAAUCAUUCUUUCAAGUUAUUUUGAUGUUUCAAGUCUGAUUUGUAAAGAUAUAAUAUCUAAUUCUUUCCUAUAAUGUCUGGACCACUUUGUUUCAUCAGUAAAACAUUCCUAAAUAAGUUUUCCUUGUCAAAUCAAAUGCUUAGAAAAUAAAAAAUAAUUUUAUUCUUAGGGGAAUGAUCUGAAGGCCAGGUUUAAUUAAAGCUUCAUUAAUUCUUAUUGUAAUUUUUGACAAAUUUUCAGAAAUGAAACUACUCUGUAAAAGACUUGUUUUAAGUUUAAUUGACAAGCUAUUCUCCAGGAGUUUAUGCAGAAUAUGUAGUUGCCCUUUGGUUAAUUUUAUCACCAUAAGUAUAUCUUCAAUGACCUACUCAAAGGUGCAGUUACAAAUAUAAACAUAUAUAUAUGGUUGUUGCCCCAUAAUCACUGUUUUAAAGUGAACCUUAUUACUUUACCUGGAACAUAAGAAUUCAAUGUCACCCUAGCUCCUAAACUCAAGCAUUAUAGAACUGAAGUUUAACACUUGUUUUAGAUAUACAUUUGCAAAUCUUUUUUUCCUAAAGCAACUGAUACAGUAGAACUUUAUGUGCUUUAUGAAAAUUUUUAAUGUUUAUAUUGCCACAUCUGUAUUUUUAUUUGCCUCAUUUUUCAAAGCAGGAUUUUGCCCUACUACUAUGACAACUUUUGGUUUGUUUUGUUGUGGAGUUUUUUUGAGUGGUGACUGCUAACAUAGCUUAAAUUUCAUGGUGCAAGUGUUUAAAAGGAAGUGGGCACUUCAACAAUAUGUCAUUUUCUCAUACAUAAUAUAAAAACAUACAAGCCAAGACAAAUAUCACAAAACUUUGAGCAAUAUGCAAGAAAUCAAAUUAUAUUUACAUUCUAUCCGGAAAUUUGUAUACAAAGCUAAUUUUCAAAUUCUGUUGGGUUAGUUACUCUUUUAUAGAUUUAACCUUAUGUAAUUGAUCCUUUACUUGUCCUACAACAUGGUAAAGCCUGUAGAGCAGUUGCACUUCUACCAUGCUAUAUAAAUUAGUGCUUUACCUAAUCUGUUUCCUGUUGUUGCUGUUAAGAUGCUGCUGGUUGCCAACAUUUGCCUUGUAUUAUCACAGAAGUAAUUUUGUGCUAUUCUUGCAUUUUCAAAUGUUUACAUUGUUUUGUAUCUGUUAUAAUACUCAAAAUACAGAGUAUUUAAAAUAAAUAUUUAAAAUAAACUAUUG